AUGAACCAAAACCUGCGUUACAUUCACAAGCUUUAUACGUUAGUAAAACGACGUCGCGCGGUGACCCCCAGCCGCGAGCACAUAAAGAGCCGAAUCUCGUGGAAAAUAAGAAGACCCGCCACCACUGGCAACAGAGCUCGAAAUUCGCUUCGCUCUGCUCCAAUCCAAAUCUCUCUUCUCUCUCUUGCAGGGAAGAAGACACUUUAA
Molecule: messenger RNA, 207 nt
Organism: Sphenostylis stenocarpa
Lineage: Eukaryota; Viridiplantae; Streptophyta; Magnoliopsida; Fabales; Fabaceae
Source: the annotation of a GenBank genome assembly